Molecule: messenger RNA, 776 nt
Organism: Trematomus bernacchii (emerald rockcod)
Lineage: Eukaryota; Metazoa; Chordata; Actinopteri; Perciformes; Nototheniidae
Gene: anapc15
Product: anaphase promoting complex subunit 15
Exons: 5
Coding region: 127-495 (122 amino acids)
Biological process (GO): regulation of mitotic cell cycle spindle assembly checkpoint
Cellular component (GO): anaphase-promoting complex
Source: RefSeq, a predicted model, not a curated record
AAAGCGGAACCAUUGCGAAGGGACACUGGAGUAGAGGACAUCGGAAACAUUGAGAUGUGAACACCAGGCGUUUCCGGUUUAAUGUGUUUUUAAAUUUUUGAAAGCUUGGGCGACGGAUUGGCAGACAUGUCCACGCUGUUCCCCUCUCUCUUCCCCCGGAUAACCGAGACCCUUUGGUUCAACCUCGACCGGCCCUGUGUGGACGAGACCGAGCUGCACCAGCAGGAGCAGCAGCACCAGACCUGGCUGCAGAGCAUUGCUGAGAAAGACAACAACCUCAUGCCCAUUGGGAAACCUGUUUUUGAGGCAGGAUAUGAAGACGAGGAAGAGGAGGAUGACGAGGAUGAAGAGGACAGCGAGGAAGACUCUGAAGAUGAAGAGGACAUGCAGGACAUGGAUGAGAUGAAUGACUACAAUGAGUCACCUGAUGACGGAGAGAUCAAUGAGGUGGACAUGGAAGGACCAGAUCAAGACCAAGGACAAUGGAUGAUUUAAGACGGCGAUGUCUGGCACUGGAUUUUUACUCCCAUUUUUACUCCCACAGCAGCUGCACAGUCUGUGUCACAGAUGUCUUUUUAUUUCUUUGAGCAAACAAGACAAAAAUAUAGUUGAGUCAAAGGAUGUUGGGUGAAUCCAGCAAAAAGUACUUUUGAAGCUGCCAACUGCCUUUGAAGGCUCUGAACGCCGUUGAACUAGAUGUGAGUGUUGCCACCCUGUGCACACACACACACACACACACACACACACACACACACACACACACACACACACACACA